AUGGAGACCACCGGGCCCCCCGCGGAGAGCGCGGUCGCGCGCGAGCCCCGGAAGGCCGCCGGCCGGGCCCCGCUCCAGGACCUGUCGCGGCAGCAGCCGCCGGCGCCCCCGAAGCCGACGUUUCCCGGGAGCCGGAUGGAGCCUGUGACGUGCUCGAGUCUCACGCCGCUGUUCCGCCGGCUGCGGCUGCAGGAUGGCAGAAGCACGUUGCCUGGCUCAGAGAUGUCACCAGCUAUAAAAAUCUGGGCAGACUCCCUGCCAAGCACAACGUUCAGCCCCAAAACUGUGGAGGAAAACAAAGCUUGGCCCAAUACAAAAGAGCAACAGCUGGAUCUGGCUCCAAAUAGCUCCACGCCGAAGGCUUCUGAGGCAGCUGGUAGCCCCCAGCAAAUGGGCCAGGGGGAAAGUGCCAUAUCUGCCGGUUCUCUGCCUGGGGCUGAGCCUGGGGAGGAGCUCUGGGCCCUGCCGGACAAUUCUGGGGGGAGGAGGGCAGACGCUGCAGACUCUUCCCAGUUGGAGAGAGAGGUGGAGAAGGAUGAGGCAGAUGGGCCAUGUACACCUGAUACAUCUCAGGUUUCUAAAGUAACAGUGAGGAUGGAUGAGGCUCACACCCACGUGACAAUGGCAGAGAACGAGCCCUGCCUGGACAGUGACCCUUCGGACACCAGGGCCAUCCAAGACACUGCUGCUGAGCUGGGGGUGCAGGAGAAGCAGAGCCAUGCUGCUGUAGCAAUGGUCUCAUUGGUCCCUUCUCUGUGCGCUCCUGAGAGGCCAGGCCUCCUCCUAGUGGGCUCUGCAGAGGGGUGUGACCCUGAGCAGGUGUCUGCGACACAGGUGCUUGGAAGCCCGCCUCCAUCUGAGGAGACGGGCAUCUGGGCUGUGAUUCCAGAGCCUGAUUCUCUGCAGCCUCCCAGCAGCCUGGCCACCCUUAAGGAAACGGAAGGACAUAGUAGUGCCAUGCCUAUCCCAGGGGGAGCAGAGUCGGGAAGUUGCCCCCUCCCUUUUGCUGGUGACCAGCCCAGCUUGCUGGUGACUGAAGAGGGCUCCCCUCAGGCUUCUGUCUGGAAGGAUGUGGCUUCAAGUUCUGCUCAGAAGCCUUCCCUGCAGGGAGGAGCAGCAGCAGCUCUCACAACCCCAGUGCCCUCUCGUGAGGUUGGGUGCAACGUGGCCGGUACUAUCUCCUGGAUGACCCCACUGGCGUGGCUGGAGAAGAACAUGGGCACCUCUGCUGUGAUGGAGUCCUUGAAGCAAAGCCUGCCGCUGCCAGCUCUGCAACAAGAUGCAGGCACAAGUGUCACCCCAGUCUCCGCCUGCUCUGCGGGGACCUGGAUGACUCCCCGAGCGCUGCUUGAGACGAGCAUGAACACCUCUGUGGAAUGGCCUGUCUGCGCAAAGGACAGUGCUGCAGAAACAGAUUCUCUGCUCUGGCACUGUUCCCGAGAGCACCUGAGCACCCUGUCCCGGGCGGAGCUGGAGGGGCGGCUGGAGAGCACGCUUAUCAUCAUUGAAGCCCUCUCGUGCCAGCUGCGGGAUUGGCAGCAGAGCCAGUGGCCAGUUCCUCGUCUGGGGCCGGCAGACCAGAGAGACGUGCUCACGCAGACUGAUGUCACCCACCCCAAAGCAGAGGAGCAGCUUUAUCAUGACUUGUACAUGGCAACCAGAGAGAGACUCAAGGCCCUGCAGCGGACCCGGGAGGACGAGCAGGCUCUGAAAGAGGAGCUGGAACAGGCCAGGGAGGCAAUGGUAGGUCCUGGAGGGCUGCAAGGAGGCCUGUCCCCCAGAUGUCUGGCGCAGACCCGAGGAUGCCAAGGGGCAGACGAUUUGAGCACGGCUUCCAGGGAGCUGGAGGCGGUUUCUGGGAGGCUGGAGGAAGUGACUGCAGAGCUGCAGGAUUCUGUAGCCCAGGUGGAUCAGCUGACUGUGGCAAACUCCCGGCUGGGAGCAGAUCUCAGCACACUGUUGAGAGACCUGGCCAGCCUGCAGGGUGAGCGGGAUGAGCUGCGAGAGACGCGUGCAGACCUGUCGGAGGAGACGGCGCGGCUGACCAGGGAGCAGGAGCUUCUCCGGCAGCAGCACGACAGGGUGCAUCAGGAGCUGCGUGAGAUGACCGAGAGCCGCGAGUUCAUUGACCAGGAGAACCGUGUGUCCCGGGAGCAGCUGACCGAGACGGAAAAUGAGCUGAGAGCCACCCUUGCAGUCCUGCGGGAGCGCAGCAUGCAGUACGAGGACCUGAAGGAUGCCUACCAGCACCUCCAGAAGGAACGGGACACCCUCUGUGAGGAGCUCGACUGCAGCAAGGCAGAAGCCCUGGGCCUGCAGCUCAUCAGGGACAAACUCCUGAAGUCCUCCCUGGAGCUCGCUCAGACCAAGGAGAGGCUGCUGGACCUCACGGACGUUCUCCAAGCUGCCCUGCCAGGAGAGGCUGCUGAUGCUGCAUCGAGGAGCAGAGUGUGUACCCCUCGCAGCGGGCCCAGCUCCUUCGUGGGCAGCGUCUUGAAAGCUGUGGCAGGAAAAGGCAUCGAUGAAGAAGCUGCUGGAGGCUCGACCGCAUUCACCAAGGUUGAACCUGCUACUCCUCCGAUGCCAGCAGAGAUCGAGGAGAGUCUCCGGGAGACUGUCUUGGAGCUGAGAGCUGCUGUGUCUCAUCUCAUCACACUGAGCUUCCAGAGCCAGAAGGCGGCACAUCAUGAGGCUCAGGAGCUGCAGGCUAAAAUCUGUGACCAUCAGCACCAGCUGGAGAGCCUGGAAUCCAGGCUCCAGGCAGAGAUCGAUGCCCGGGAUGCAAACCUUGCCAAGCUAAACAAGAUCCUGGGAGUCAGGUUUCAGACCGAGAAGGAGCUGCAGGACAUCGUGCGCCAACAGGAGGAGAAGAUGCUGCAGCUCAUUGACCGGAGUGGGGAAGUCACGAGUCUGAAGGCAGAGGUCUCUCACUUGAAGCACCUGCUCCGGCGUGCAGAGACGGAGGCUGAGGUGCUGUGGGAGGAGGUGAGGGGACGGGAGCCCGACACAACACCACUGGAUGCUGACGCUGUCCAGGAGAAAGUCUGGCUACGGCAGGAGGUGAACAAGCUGAGGGAGCUACUCCUGGAGACGCAGCGUGACUACCAGGACCAAAGGAGAAUCCUGGAGGGGAAACUCCAUCAUGCCCAGAUGGUGCUAAGGAGCCGUGAGGAGAUGCAGGAGAAGAUCAAAGAGAUGCUCUCCUCCAUCCCGGAUGUGGUGACUGCCGGCUCCCGGGAGUUCCAGAACCUGCUGCGCUACCUCGGGCUGAAGCUGGCAGAUGGCGACAGAUGCUCUGGGGAUGCACUGUAGCCAUGAGCUGUGAUUCGCUCCGUGUUUGGAAGCCCCCUUGCUUAGCGCCCCCUGUAUUUUAACUGAGCCCAGUUGUUACUGUUCCUGUCUGGAACGCAAGUGGCCUGGGCUCCCGUGUGUGUGUGUGUGUGU
Molecule: messenger RNA, 3444 nt
Organism: Terrapene triunguis (Three-toed box turtle)
Lineage: Eukaryota; Metazoa; Chordata; Testudines; Emydidae
Gene: SPAG5
Product: sperm associated antigen 5
Exons: 20
Coding region: 1-3312 (1103 amino acids)
Biological process (GO): regulation of attachment of spindle microtubules to kinetochore; cell division
Source: RefSeq, a predicted model, not a curated record